Messenger RNA from Stegostoma tigrinum, 2473 nucleotides. It is a transcript of the gene cplx4c, whose product is annotated as complexin 4c. Gene Ontology annotation, biological process: regulation of neurotransmitter secretion; neurotransmitter transport; synaptic vesicle exocytosis. Gene Ontology annotation, molecular function: syntaxin binding. NCBI's taxonomy places the organism in Eukaryota, Metazoa, Chordata, Chondrichthyes, Orectolobiformes, Stegostomatidae. The transcript is spliced from 3 exons. The record is from RefSeq and is a predicted model, not a curated record. The coding region runs from base 60 to 542 and encodes 160 amino acids. Gene Ontology annotation, cellular component: terminal bouton; SNARE complex.
GCUCCACUUAAUACAAGCCUGCCUUUCCUCCCUGUAAUUUCAGACUAGUUUCUACCAAAAUGACAUUCUUCCUCAAAACCAUGAUUAGUGGGAAAAUGAAAGAUCUGGGAGUUGGUGGAGGAGGAGGAGGAGAAGAGACAACGACAGAGGAAGGAGAUGGAAAGCCAACUGCAAAAAGCACAGGAAUGACAAGGGAAGAGUUUGAGGAAUACCAGCGUCAGCUGCUGGAAGAAAAAAUCGAACGAGAUAAUGCAUUCACACAAAAAAAAGCAGAAAGGGCUACAGUUCGAUUACACAUGAGGGAGAAGUAUCGAUUACCACAUAGUGACAAGGAUGACAGUCAAAUACAGAUGGCUGGGGGAGAUGUGGAACUGCCUGAAGAGCUGGCAAAGAUGGUGCAAGAAGAUGAGGAUGAAGAAGAAGCUAAUGAUUCAUUUUUUGGGACCAUUCAAAACAUGGACUUUGACACCAUCAAGACCAAGGCCCAGGAAACAUUCACAGAAAUAAAGCAGACAGCUGAGGAAAAGUGUUCAGUGAUGUAACUCUCAUUACAUCUGUGACUUAGUGAAGUUCAGUCAGACGAGAUUUCCCCAUUAUCAUGACUGGUGUCACCCCACUUGUUCUCGUGAUACUGGAAGCAAUAGGGAUACAGGUUAACCAUGAAUUAGAUUAGGAGAUGGCAUAGUGCAGGAAAUAUGCCGACUGAUACAAGCAUGGGAUUCUAAUAUACCUAACUGAAAGAGAUACAAUACAUGCAAGCACCACCGGUGCCUGGUGAUUUACAGGCAUUUUAUUAACUGUCACAAGUGCAGAAAAUGAAAUGCUGAGUGAAAUAGAUACAGCACAGGGAAAUGCACUGACUGAUGAGGAGGCUAGGAAUUGGUGGAAGAUCUUGCUCGCUGGUUAAAUGUAGUGUCUAUUGCGGCAAAAGCACACCUCAGCCAGUAGAUCCAAGGUUUGAUUUCUGGUGUAUGCAGAGGCAAACAGUACACUAGUAUUAGACUGCAUUAGUGUCUCUUGCCUCAGGUCAGGAAAAAUCAGUCAUGGUCCACCUUAUGAUCUCUGAUCAGUUAGCUCUGCCGUGGAUUCUUGUAUUUAAUUUGUGGGAUGGGGCAUCCCUGGCACUGGCCAGAAUGUAUUGUCCAUCUCUAGUUGCCCUUGAAAAGGUAGAGCAUUGACCAUAUUAACUCUUUUUAGUAUCUUUAUGUAUUGACUUUGAGGUUUGUCUGAUUAUCUUGUCGUUUAUUCCUUGCAAGGACCUCAGAACAAUUAAACUGCUUAUUCCCUUAGAUUUUCCUCAAUCUUCUCUUCAUCCUUUCCUUCCUUCAUAACUCUUUAAACCCUGGCUUGACUUCGCCAAGCCACUAAUUUCUAAUUUAUCUCAGCUUUUCAAAUAUGGCUAUAAACCUUUGCCCUUCGCCUGGACUUCAAACAAUCCCUACAGUGUGGAAGCAGGCCAGUUGGCCCAUCAGUUCCAAAACAUACAUCUGAAGAGCAUCCCACCAAGACCCACCCUCCCUACUCUAUAAUCCUGCAUUUCCCAUGGCUAAUCCACCUAGUCCGCACAUCUUUGGACUGUGGGAGGAAACCAGAGCACCCCAGUGAAAUCUAUGCAGACACAGGGAAGAUGUGCAAACUCCACAUAGACAGUUGCCCAAGGGUGGGAUCAAACCCAGGUCCCUUGAUCUUGUGAGGCAACAGUGCUAAUCACUGAGCCACCAUGCCACCCUUUCUUUUUAAAGCUCUUCCUUAGCUCAGUAAGGAGACAAUCUUUGCAUGUCUAUGGAUAGACUCACCAGUCUAUCUCUGGGCCCUGAGUCUACUUACAGCCCAUAUUCAGAGAGAGAAGGUCUCCAACCUCUUUGGGUUCUACCUAAACUAAUUGUCCACCCUCAAUCUGGAUUAGAGUCGGAACACAAAAUGAUGUUACUCAGUGGGCUCAGGGCAGUGAGAGCAGGGAUUGAAGUAAAAGAUUUGGAGCAGUAGGAGCGGGGUCAGAUUGCAAGAUCUGGGCAAUGGGGCCACAUCAGUAGAGCCAGGUUUGUACUGUCAGGGCAGUGGGAGUGAGGCACUGGAGUUAAGGUAGGGUAGAGAAAGCCCUGUUUGGCCUUACAUUGAGAGCAAGCUCACUUCAGAAGGCUUUGACUGUGAGAAACUCUCUAGUACCAUCAUCCCUUCCCUUAAUUAAUGCAAAAGACAUAAAAAGGGUCAAAAAGUGAAUCUAUUGGGCAGAUUUCACACAAUGCAUUUACAACCCAGAGUCUUCAAUGUUAGUUCUCACAUGCUGAACUCAAAUGAUUCUAGGGAACGAUAACACUGAAAGCCAUUGAGCAUCUAUUGCUUUUGGUAUAAGAGACACUGUACCAGAUUACCUUCAUUCAGCAAUUUUGCAUGUAUAAAUUUUGUUUUUGCUUUGACUUUUUUCUCUCUACUUACUUUUGUGAAUACAGCAUAAGUAAACAACGUUUGUUCA